UUUACAUUUUGUCUUCUUUUAAACAGCCGAAUAGACUUUAAAAUGAAGAAGUCUGACAGUACCAAAUCUUUGCUGAUAAAGUCAGAGCAGCUCUUGCGGAUUGAGGAUCACGACUUCGCCAUGAGGCCUGGUUUUGGAGGCUCGGCUAUUCCAGUUGGUAUUGAUGUGCAGGUGGAAAGCAUUGACAGCAUCUCUGAGGUCAAUAUGGACUUUACCAUGACCUUGUACCUGAGACAUUACUGGCAGGACGACAGACUAGCCUUCCCCUCCAGCAACAACAAAAGCAGAACGUUUGACGCUCGGCUGGUGAAAAAGAUCUGGGUGCCAGACGUCUUCUUCGUUCACUCCAAGCGUUCUUUCAUUCAUGACACCACCAUGGAAAACAUCAUGCUCAGAGUCUUUCCAGAUGGGAACAUACUUUACAGCGUCAGAAUCACAGUGACGGCUCUCUGCUCUAUGGACUUCAGCAGGUUUCCACUAGACACACAGAACUGCUCUCUAGAGCUGGAGAGUUACGCGUACAAUGAGAACGACCUCAUGCUAUAUUGGAAGAAUGGGAACGAUUCAUUAAGGACUGACGAGAUUGCACUCUCGCAGUUUUUUAUUGAAGAAUUCCACCCUUCCUACGGGCUAGCCUUCUACAGCAGCACCGGCUGGUAUAACAGGCUGUACAUAAACUUCAUUCUCAGGAGGCACAUUUUUUUCUUCAUGCUGCAGACAUACUUUCCGACAAUGCUAAUGGUCAUGCUCUCAUGGGUGUCGUUCUGGAUCGACAGGAGAGCUGUCCCGGCUAGAGUUUCUUUAGGAAUCACAACUGUGUUGACUAUGUCUACUAUUAUUACGGGCGUCUCUGCAUCCAUGCCUCAGGUGUCUUAUGUGAAGGCAGUGGACAUCUACCUCUGGGCCAGUUUCCUGUUUGUUUUCCUGUCUGUCAUCGAAUAUGCUGCUGUGAACUAUUUCACCACUGUGGAAGAGAUGAAAAAACUUAAGAAAGGAAAUGUCCCAGUUUCCUACGACACCACCCAGGCUAUGGCAUAUGAUGGCUGUUUUCACGAUGAUAUCGAUGUUUCACCAUUCCCCGAGCUCCCAACCACUACCAGCACAAUGCAAACAAUUCCACCCAGGGCCUCGUCCACCGAACCACCGGCCACCGAAGGCACCAGACUCUGGAGGAAGCGUUCAGUCCGCCACAACAUCAGAUUCAUAAUGAGCAAUAGCUACAUGAUUGACUCAUAUUCUAGAAUCCUCUUUCCAGUUGCAUAUCUUCUCUUCAACAUCAUCUACUGGUGUAUUUACUCCUGAUUAUAAUAUAGU
Xyrauchen texanus (razorback sucker) is the source of this 1314-nucleotide messenger RNA. RefSeq names its product gamma-aminobutyric acid receptor subunit rho-3-like. Bases 43 to 1302 code for a protein of 419 amino acids. Gene Ontology annotation, biological process: nervous system process; regulation of membrane potential; signal transduction. Gene Ontology annotation, cellular component: synapse; membrane; GABA-A receptor complex. The record is from RefSeq and is a predicted model, not a curated record. The transcript is spliced from 8 exons. Lineage: Eukaryota; Metazoa; Chordata; Actinopteri; Cypriniformes; Catostomidae. Gene Ontology annotation, molecular function: neurotransmitter receptor activity; extracellular ligand-gated monoatomic ion channel activity; GABA-A receptor activity.